GAUCUUUUGUAUUUGUGUUUCCCAGUUUUUGCACUUUAACAGCUUCCAGAUAACGAUGAACUGCCCAUCAUCUGGAUCCCAGGGCAACUGUACAUGGCCUUGCCAGAGCACUCAGCAACCUGGGGCACCAGUGUGGCCCAGUCAACCAUACCAGCCUUUCUGGCCCUAUCAGCCCAACCAGGCUAACUGGCCUGGAAUGCAGCCUACUGUACCAAACUGGCCAGCUUACCAGCCAAUACCACCCACCCAGGCAGUUUGGCCAAGUCCUCCACAAACUGGACCUAGCCAACCACUGCUACCAAGUCAACCAAGCCAACCCAUCUCACCAAGCCAACCAAUGCCACCAAGUCAACCGAUCUCUCCAAGCCAACCAAUGCCACCAAGUCAGCCAAGCCAGGCAAUGCCACCAAGCUGGCCUUCACAACUCCCCAACCCCAUUCCAUCAUCAUGGAAUGGAAACCCUGGUCAGCCCGGAUGGCCUAAUCAGGGCCCCACUGGAGUUCAACAGCAUUCAUGGCCACCUGCCCCACCCACGGGGCCUGUGUCUGUGCCUUUCAACAUGAAUUUUCCCCGAGGCAUCUAUGAUAAGCUGAUGCUUACAAUCAAAGGACAAGUGAAGCCUGAUGCAAAAAUGUUUACUGUUAAUUUCGUGCGUGGUAAUGACAUCGCCUUGCAUAUCAACCCACGCUUCAAUGAGGGUGGGAAGCAGGUCCUUGUUCGCAACCACAAGCUGGGAGAUCAGUGGGGACAUGAGGAGAGAACUCUCCAAGCACCAUUUCCCUUUGCAGCAGGACAAUACUUUGAUAUGAAGAUCCUCUGUACAGUCAAUGAAUUCAAAGUGGCAGUCAAUAACACACCUGUAUUUGACUUCAAGCACCGCAUCAAAGAGGUGAACCAGAUUGAUCGUAUCAACAUCCUGCAUGAUUUAUAUCUUACAUCUGUCAAUGUGGACACUCUUCCCUGAGACACUGAUGCAUAACUGCGACAGUUCCCUUACUCUAUCAGCAUUGCAUAUGAAUAAGGUUCAGGAACGCCAGUGUUGAUUCGUCUGUCUUUAACACAAUGUUUGUGCAUUUAUUUUGGACACUAUGCAAGUGUUUCCAUUCACAGAAUGUUUUGCAAAAUAAUGGCACAGACUCUUGCAAUUCCUAAUUUGAUGACCGUCUUGUUGAAACAGACUUUUUCCUUAA
Molecule: messenger RNA, 1190 nt
Organism: Tachysurus vachellii
Lineage: Eukaryota; Metazoa; Chordata; Actinopteri; Siluriformes; Bagridae
Product: galectin-3
Exons: 5
Coding region: 56-964 (302 amino acids)
Biological process (GO): positive chemotaxis; neutrophil chemotaxis; negative regulation of endocytosis
Cellular component (GO): nucleus; immunological synapse
Molecular function (GO): laminin binding; IgE binding; carbohydrate binding
Source: RefSeq, a predicted model, not a curated record